UGACGUUCUCGCCGCCCGUCCAUCCUGCCAGUUUGCGAGCCAUGUUUUCGGUGGUGGGGCUGCCGCAGACCCAUCUGCUAGGGUCUCUAGCUUUCACCUGACUGUCGGAGGUUCCCGAGGCGCACGUGCGGUGGAUACCUCCGCCCCCUUGGGAGGCGGGGUCUUGCUCAGAGCCAAUGAGAGCUUGGGGGGGUGGAGGGGUAGGGAAGCUUCCAGAUAGGCAGACAGGGAGGAGGUUAUAAAGGGGGUACGAGGAAGCCAGCGGGAGAGCCAUGCAGUCCAAGCGGGAGUGUGAGCUAUGGUGUGAGAGGGUGAAUCCAGAGAACAAGGCGGCGCUGGAGGCGUGGGUCAGGGAGACGGGCAUCCGCCUGGUGCAGGUGAACGGGCAGAGGAAGUAUGGCGGGCCACCCCCAGGAUGGGUGGGCAGCCCGCCGCCAGCCGGGUCAGAGGUGUUUAUCGGGCGGCUACCCCAGGAUGUGUACGAGCACCAGCUGAUCCCACUGUUCCAGCGUGUGGGCCGCCUCUACGAAUUUCGCCUGAUGAUGACCUUCAGCGGCCUUAACCGCGGCUUCGCUUACGCCCGCUACAGCUCGCGGCGCGGCGCCCAGGCGGCCAUCGCCACGCUGCACAACCACCCGCUGCGGCCGUCCUGCCAGCUGCUCGUGUGCCGAAGCACCGAGAAGUGCGAGCUGAGCGUGGACCGGCUGCCGCCGGGUCUGAGCCGCCACGCGCUACUGCUCGCGCUGCAGCCCCUGGGCCCUGGCCUGCAGGAGGCGCUGUUGCUGCCCAGCCCCGGGCCGGCGCCCGCGCAAAUCGCGCUGCUCAAGUUCAGCUCGCACCGCGCCGCAGCCAUGGCCAAAAAGGCUCUAGUGGAAGGGCAGUCACGCCUCUGUGGAGAGCAGGUGGCUGUGGAGUGGCUCAAGCCAGACCUGAAGCAGCGACUCCGUCAGCAGCUCGUUGGUCCCUCACUGCGGUGCCUACAGCCAGAGAGCAGUCAAUUGGCCCUAGCCGGGGACAAGCUAGAGUUCCAAGGGGCUCAGGCUACCCUGCAGCUGAUGUGCCAACAGAUGAACCUGGGUAGCCCGGUGUUCCUCACCAAGUGUUUGGGCACAGGCUUUGCUGGCUGGCACCGCUUCUGGUACCAGGUGGUGAUCCCUGGGCAUCCAGUGCCCUUCAGUGGCCUCAUCUGGGUUGUGCUUGCCCGGGAUGGGCAGGAUGGGCAUGAGGUGGCCAAGGAGGCUGUGUCUGCACAGCUGCUGGAGGCACUGAGUGAGUCUGGGGCCAGCCUCCUGCGGUCUUUUGGGGCUGAGGCAGGUACAAUGGUUCAGCAGUGACCUCAUCUUCUCCACAGGCAGCCUGAACAAGUAGGCGGGGUCUGUUUCAGUCCUUGGCCCAGCAGGCCUGGGCAGCCACCAUCUAAUCCCAAGAAGGGGAGGAGCAUGGACCCUGCACUAGGCCUGACACAGCCUCCCAGCUGGGGCAGGGCCCCAGUGCAUCUGGGACAGCUCAGGUUUGGCUAAGUUGUGGUAAGGGACCUUGCCUUCCCCUCCUAGCCCAUGGUCUGACCUGACCCCAUUGUUGUUCUGUGUGACGCACACCCACCCACCCUCUCUCCCACAGCUUAGCAUGAAUCUUUGCUUCUUAUUUUCUUGAUUUGUCUUUGUUGAUGUUUUUAUUUGAAGGCUGGCUAAGCCAAAAGGUCAGAAAUGUGCCUUUGCCCCCACCACUUGGCAUUCUGGUUUUGGUGUAUGUGUAGUUUUGACUUUUUCUAUGCUGGUUGUAUUUAUAUUAAACCCCUGGUUGGUGUA
Camelus dromedarius (Arabian camel) is the source of this 1808-nucleotide messenger RNA. RefSeq names its product DND microRNA-mediated repression inhibitor 1 (gene DND1). Gene Ontology annotation, cellular component: nucleus; cytoplasm. The transcript is spliced from 4 exons. Gene Ontology annotation, biological process: negative regulation of miRNA-mediated gene silencing; mRNA stabilization. Lineage: Eukaryota; Metazoa; Chordata; Mammalia; Artiodactyla; Camelidae. Gene Ontology annotation, molecular function: mRNA binding. The record is from RefSeq and is a predicted model, not a curated record. The coding region runs from base 273 to 1334 and encodes 353 amino acids.